Molecule: messenger RNA, 966 nt
Organism: Manihot esculenta (cassava)
Lineage: Eukaryota; Viridiplantae; Streptophyta; Magnoliopsida; Malpighiales; Euphorbiaceae
Product: embryogenesis-like protein
Exons: 1
Coding region: 106-651 (181 amino acids)
Source: RefSeq, a predicted model, not a curated record
CCAUCUACACUUGGAAAAAAAAAAAAAAAAAAAAAGGGAAUUUGGGGUUCUUCAGCUUCUCCUCCUCCCUCUCAUUCUGCAAACGCUGAAAUCAGAGACCAAAAAAUGCAUAAACAAUCACUGAUUUCUCUUUUCAAGUUGCUCCGGAGUCACCCUUUUCGACCUUCUCCACAACCCAUCUAUGCAUUUUCCCUCGAAUCACUUUCGCCGAUUCUGACUCGACCCCUUUCCAACUCACUCGUACCUCUGAGCCCCAAAUUUCUUCACACUUCCACCUCAAAUCUUUGCAUACCCGCGUUUCCACUUCCCUAUGCUGUCCAUGCGUGGCCCCCGACUUAUAGAACUCGGAGAAAACACAGUACUGAGACGGGAGGUGACCCAGCUCCUGCACUGGAUGUUAAUAGAGAAGUCGACAUGAUAAAUCUCAAGUUUGCAGAAGCAAGAGAGGAGAUAGAGAUGGCAUUGGAGUCAAAAGAGACUGUGUAUUUCAAUGAAGAGGCAGAGUGUGCACGGACUGCUGUGAAAGAAGUGCUGGACAUGUUUGAGGGGUUAUUGGAGAAGUUGCCAGAGAGCGAAAAGGCGGCAUUACAAAGGUCAAUGGGGCUGAAGAUUGAGCAGUUGAAGGCUGAGCUUCAACAGUUGGAUGAUUAAUGAGGUUGGUGGUUGUGGGUACUGGCCGAAUUCAUUUGGUGCAUUCAUUUUUGGGUGUUGUAUGAAGUACUAUGUUUUUGUUCAGGUUAUUAAGGAUGAUUCAAUGUUGAUGUCAUAGGUGAAAAGGUUUCUCUGAUGGAAAGUUAGAAAGAAAUAUUUUGAAUAAUGGAUUAGGAGUUUGUUCCUGAAGUUUAAUUAUCCUAUAGCACAAAUCAUAACUUUUUUUUAGCCUUCAGAACGAAAAGAUUUUGUUUUGCUGUGACUUUUGAUCAUUUGAAACUGGUACGUCACAUGGUGAUAGUCAUAUGCUUCUAA